Drosophila innubila is the source of this 2073-nucleotide messenger RNA. Its product is annotated as maltase A2. The record is from RefSeq and is a predicted model, not a curated record. The coding region runs from base 24 to 1733 and encodes 569 amino acids. The transcript is spliced from 3 exons. Gene Ontology annotation, biological process: carbohydrate metabolic process. NCBI's taxonomy places the organism in Eukaryota, Metazoa, Arthropoda, Insecta, Diptera, Drosophilidae.
CGACACUCUCAAACGUUGGCGACAUGUUGACGCGAUUACUCCUCUGUCUGCUCGCGGUGCUGUUUGUGGAGAACACACAAUUCACAUUCGCUGCAACAGAUAUCGAUUGGUGGGAGAAUGCAGCCCUGUAUCAGAUCUAUCCGCGAUCCUUUCAGGACAGUAACGGCGAUGGCAUUGGCGACUUGCAGGGCAUAACAACACGCCUGGCAUAUCUGAAGGAGAUUGGAAUCACAGCCACUUGGCUAUCGCCGAUAUUCAGAUCUCCCAUGUCCGAUUUUGGCUAUGAUAUAUCGAACUUUACAGAAAUCGAUCCGAUCUUUGGCACUCUGGAAGACUUUAAGGCCAUGAUGGUGCAGGCCAAAUCGCUGGGACUCAAGAUAAUACUCGACUUUGUGCCCAAUCAUUCGAGUGAUGAGUGUGAGUGGUUUCAAAAGUCCAUUAAUCGUCAGGAUGGCUAUGACGACUUCUACGUUUGGCACGACGGAAAGAUUAAUGCCGAGACGGGUGAGCGUGAACCACCGAGCAAUUGGGUGAGCGUGUUCGGUGGCUCCCAAUGGACCUGGCACGAGACGCGACAACAGUACUUCCUGCACCAGUUUCAGGUGAAGCAGCCGGAUCUGAACUUUAGUAAUCCCAUGGUGCGUGAGCAUAUGCUGGAUGUGCUCGGCUUCUGGUUGGAUCUUGGCGUUGAUGGCUUUCGCAUCGAUGCCGUUCCUCACAUAUAUGAGCGUCGCAAUUCCGAUGGCAGCUAUCCCGACGAGCCUGUCAGUGGCUGGAGUAGCGAUCCCAAUUCCUACGACUAUCACAAUCACAUCUACACCAAGGAUGAGCCAGAAACGGUCGAACUGAUGUAUGAAUGGCGCGAUUACCUAUUGAACUACCAGGAAAAACAUGGAGGCCACACACGUGUCCUCCUAGCCGAAGCCUACAGUCCUGUGGAGACGCUGAGUGCCUACUUUGGGAAUGGGACGCGACUUGGCACACAGCUGCCCAUGAACUUUCAACUGAUGUAUCUCAGCGGCUUCUCAACGGCCCGGGAUGUGGUCGGUUCCAUUGACUACUGGAUGAACACCAUGUGGGAGAAGCAUCAGACGGCCAACUGGGUGGUCGGAAACCACGACACACCACGUGUUGCCAGCCGCAUGGGUGCUCACAAAGUGGACCUACUCAAUGUGAUCGUGAAUGCCUUGCCAGGCGCCUCUGUUACCUACUACGGUGAAGAGAUUGGCAUGUCCAAUGUGGACACCGAGUGCACUGCGAUCUCCUGCGAUGGUCGCGAUGGUGAGCGGACACCAAUGCAAUGGGCUCCAGUCAAGAACGGUGACUUCUCAACGGCUGAGAGCACCUGGCUGCCCCUCAGCCCCGACUUUGAGCGCUUCAAUGUACGCACUGAACGGGGCGUGGCACGUUCCACGCUGCAAGUAUUCAAGGGUCUGCAGCAGCUGAAGAGCAGCUCUGCUUUUCUGGCCUUCAAGCAGACAGGCGGUUUCUCCUACGAGGCAAUCACGGAGCAGGUACUGCAGAUUAUACGCACAAAUCAAAGGAAUGAGGAGUACCGCAUUCUCGUUAAUAUGGGCAACCAGAUUGAGAUAAUUGAUGGUCUUUCGAAUAGGGUCUAUGAAUUUAUGCUGAUCACUGCCUACUCUGUUCACAGACUCGGGGAGACCAUUGAUUUAAGCCAAGUUCUGGUGAUGAUGCCCUAUGAGGCAAUCGUGCUGCGUUGGCUGGCGUGAUUCACUUGAGUUUUUUUAUGAUCCUCAUAAAGAUAUAACUUCAUUUGGGGCCUUAAGCCUUGUGCUUCACUAUUCAAACAUUCGACUGUCACGUGUCUUGUGAGACAAAGUUCAAUUACUUGAGUGAAUUGUAAAUUCCAAGCACUAAGGUUCUAAAUUUGAUAUAACUUAUUUUCUAUACCUUUGAUCGAAUCCCACACUUUAUUGAUUGAUAAGACAAGUUCGUAAAACUAUUGAAACAAAAAUCGAGAUUAUGUAUAGAUUUAAUAGAUGUAUUUCGACAAUAUUUAUUUGCAUGUGAAUUAGAGAUUGUGGGAAUAAAUCUAGAAAUUAACAAACA